UUGUGGAUGUGUGUGCGUGCAUGUGUUCAGAUGUGUCUCACACGCCGAGCACAGCUCAAAGAGGACAUGUUUUAUGAACAGCUUUUAAGUAAUCUUUUAGUUUGCGCUUUAAUUUUUCUUCCUGAUACAGGUUCAGGGGAUGUUGUCCGAGCAUUCGGAGGAGAAACCGCAAAUCUGCCCUGCAACUUACCUCAUGAUAAGAGUGAACAGUCAAAUAUAGAGUGGAAAAAUAAUAGUGCAUCUAUUUGUCAAUAUAAAUAUAAUAAUAAAACUUCACCUGGAAGUUGCAUGCCUCGCUUCACUUUUAACAGUGAGAAUUUUAGUUUAAAUAUAGAAAAUGUUCAAAUGAGUGACUCUGGGAAUUACAGUUGUAUAAAGACAAGAAUUAUUCCACCACCAACAAUUGAUGUCUUCAAAUAUGUGACACUCCAUGUUGAAGAUCUUUCCCUGGAGCGUCUGAAGAGCAGUAAUAGCAGCUGUAUUCAUUUGCUCUGCUCAUGGGAGAGUGAGAAUCCUGAACCGGUGAACUUCACCUGGUUUAGAAAGGGUCACGAUUCUCUUCUGUCCUCUUCCGUGGGAAAUAACAGUGAGCUGUAUCUGUGUCAACCAGCAUGGGAAGAAAACGACACGUUUACCUGCCAAGUCAGAAUCAACAAAACACUUUACAACAGGAGUAUAGAGCUGAACCCAAGCACAGAACCCAGAGGUGGUCCUGCUAUACAGAAUAUGUGGCUGUUGAUAAUAGCGUGUAGUGCUGCUGCAGGUGUCAUCGCCAGUCUGAUCUUCACUGCCAUCAUUUGCAAAUGCAGGAAGAGAGGAGAUUCAAGUGGAUCUUUUAUAUUCACCAAUAAAGUCUAUGAGAACUUUAGUUUUGCCAUGGCCCGCCAGGCAACACCGCCUACUGCUACGCCACAGACGGAAGAGUGCAUUUAUGAGAAUUGACAUGCUUGAUGCAUAUCCAUUGCCCUUAUCUCCCAAUCUGAGCCUAAACAGUGUAUUAAAUGGAGCGAUUCUUAAUGUUUUUGCUAACACAGAUAAGACCGGGGCUAGUUGUCACACUUUAACUCCAGUAAAUAUAUCUGAAGAUAAAUUUAUUUUUGAAAACCAUUGACUUUACAGUUUCUUAGUUAUAGCCCCAGUCUUUCCUAUUGUGCAUUGUUUGUGUUUUCCCACAGCAUUUUAGCAUCACUCUUUGCACUUUUUGUCAUGUGACCUAUUUGAACUAACUGCAUUGAAAUGUUGUAUAUAUUU
This is a messenger RNA of Paramisgurnus dabryanus, 1251 nucleotides long. RefSeq names its product T-lymphocyte activation antigen CD86-like. Gene Ontology annotation, biological process: T cell costimulation; cellular response to lipopolysaccharide; cell surface receptor signaling pathway. The record is from RefSeq and is a predicted model, not a curated record. Lineage: Eukaryota; Metazoa; Chordata; Actinopteri; Cypriniformes; Cobitidae. Gene Ontology annotation, cellular component: external side of plasma membrane.